AUGGCCAGCGCUCGCACCGCCGCCGCCGCCGCCGCCGCCGCCAACCUCCCCGACAUUCUCUCCAAAGUCCACCACCUCAGCGACCUCCAACUAGCCCUCCUCCUGUGCCUCGUCUCCCGCGAGCACGCCAUCAUAGCCACCCCGUCCGCCCUGACAGGCACCCUCGUCCGCGAGCUCUCCCUCAUCGCCACCACCACCUUCGGCCUCGCCCCCUCCGUCGUCCGCUGCACCCCGCGCACCAGCCUCGACGACUUCGUCUCCGCCCUCUCGGCGCCGCGCGAACCCCCCCCACCCGCGGCUGCGGCCCGCCGCCCGGACUACUUCGUCCACGACGCCCGCCUGCAAAGCUCGGCGGCGGCGGCGGCGCCCCGGCCCGGCCCCGGCCCCGGCCAGGUGGCGGGCUGCGUCGUCGCCGAGAACCUCCAUCUCGCGCCGCGGCCCGUGCAGCUCCAGGCGCUGGAGCUCCUCCGCACGCGGCGCGUCUUCACCCACACGGCUGUGCUGGCGGCCCCCAAGCGGUUCCUGUUCAUACCGGUCCUGGCGGCAGAGGCUCCCGGGAGGGGCGGGCGGCUCAACCCCCAUCUGAACGACGCGUUCUCCAUGGCGCACUGGCACGACCCCGGCCAGGGCUUCGUCCACGUAGAGGAGGCCGAGGAGCAUGCGGAGCGCGCGUCCAUGGAGAGCGUGGUGCGCAAAGACGCGGGCGCGCCCCCGGGGACCGUCUCGAUAUCUGAAGCGGACGUGAGCCUUCUUGCGCGUCUCAGUCAACAGGUCGAGAUGGACAUCGACGUCGUCCGAUAUCAGAUGAACAUCACAUCGUUUCUUCGCAUGCACCGUGCGGUACGGGACGGCAUAUCGCCAGCCGCUACAAAACACUUUGAUAAGCUGGUCAGGUGUCUGGCGCCGCUCCACAACAUGGACUACGUGACGCCUGCCCUGGUCGGCAUGGCUGCGAAAAAGAUCUACCUCCACCGCAUACGAAUCACGACGCCGGAAAAUGAGCGCAGCAUGCAAUGGGGAAGCACCUUGGCAGCCGUGGCGGCGCUGUUGAAAGACGUCGGACCCGAACAAGUGGUUGAUGAUGUCUUGGACAUGAUGUCGUCUGUGACGGACUGCCAGGCCGGCCUUCCCCAACCGAAAAACUCAUCAUGCCUUCUUCCGAGACAACGCCUGACCUGCUUCAUGACUAGGACGACAAAGGACAAUAUAAUCAUUCCGCCGUCAGCAGAGCUGUCCCAAUCUUUAUCCCGACUUCCUCAUUCUGUCAUCUUACGUGAACAUCAUAGGGGCUCAUUCUCCGCCCGGUAA
Messenger RNA from Ustilaginoidea virens, 1308 nucleotides. RefSeq lists its product as uncharacterized. The transcript has 3 exons. The record is from RefSeq and is a predicted model, not a curated record. NCBI's taxonomy places the organism in Eukaryota, Fungi, Ascomycota, Sordariomycetes, Hypocreales, Clavicipitaceae. The coding region runs from base 1 to 1308 and encodes 435 amino acids.